This is a messenger RNA of Clarias gariepinus (North African catfish), 6449 nucleotides long. It is a transcript of the gene tasorb, whose product is annotated as transcription activation suppressor b. Gene Ontology annotation, molecular function: chromatin binding. The record is from RefSeq and is a predicted model, not a curated record. The transcript has 23 exons. Bases 198 to 5765 code for a protein of 1855 amino acids. Gene Ontology annotation, biological process: protein localization to heterochromatin; negative regulation of gene expression, epigenetic. NCBI's taxonomy places the organism in Eukaryota, Metazoa, Chordata, Actinopteri, Siluriformes, Clariidae. Gene Ontology annotation, cellular component: nucleoplasm; heterochromatin.
UACAGACUGCUGGUUCGGAUUUGGCCACUGGGUGGCGCUCGGCUCCUCGUAAACACAGUGACGCCAGAGUUUUCGCAGCGCAGGGAAGCAGCACGUCAGAGGCAUAAUGGCGGAGGCUGGUUGAGAAGGAGAAUUACUCCGUGAAGCGGCGCUGAAACCAACUUCAUCGCCAGUCGACGAAGUGAUCGGUGGCCAAAAUGGCCUGCAAUCUGAACGAAGACAGAAAAUAUGACCGGGACGCCAUCAAGUCCAGCGGCUUACGUCUGGACGGCAUCGAGAGCCAGGAACAAUUGUCAGCCUCUACCACGACUACAUCCAAGCAAAAUGGCGAUCAAGCUGGAUGCGAAGACGAGCAAAUGUCUGAACAAGAUGCUUGCGAGCGGCGAAAGAGCGGACUGUCAGAUUUCAAGAACUGCAGCACUUCACCGUCGGCGCUGCACAGAUCGACCGAGGAGUGGCAUCGCAAGAAUUUCCAAAUCCCGCGGAAGAUCAAGGAGCGCAAAGGUCUGCUCCAGCAUUUAGGGCCCGAAUCGCGAGAGUUGGAGGAGCUUUUUAAACUCCUCUCUUCCUCGUACUUGGAUACUUCAUCUCGAGGAGCAUUUACUUACACUAAAGCGUUUCUCAUUCACAACGAACUCCUGGAGAAAGAGUAUAUUGAGAAGAAAAGGGAGCUCAAGCAAGCUGGACGGACGGACGCUGAGCUUACUGACUCUUAUGCUUUUCUGCUGCCUGAUGCAAAAAAGACUCGCUGGAUCUGUGAAAAGGGCCUUUCAGUAGGACAUGCACGUAUUAACAAUUUGGGAAAUCCUGUUAAAGGUAUAUACCUUUCAAAAUAUUCAGAUUUGUUGAAAAUCAACCCAUUUGAAGCUGGUGCUUCUGGAGACAUAAUCAUAUUUAAAGUCAUGAAGGGUAGAUUAAAGAGCAUAUUUGAAAAUAUGCCCAAGACUAAUCUGGAACCUACGCCUAAGUUUGAUUGCCACGUGCACAAAAAUGCCGGCAAAGUCACAUCGUUAUUGUCGUAUAGGGCCUUUGAGCUCACUCAGCAAUAUUUUUAUGAAUUUGCAUUUGAGGAGCUGCGGUCACGACCUAGACACGUGUGUCCCUAUGCUGUGGUGUCCUUUCAAUACAAAGUUAAGGAGUCGGCCACGGCUGCUCACAGGUUAAGCAGUGGUGUGUAUGAAGGACAUAGAGGAUGGCGCAGAUAUACGGUAUGGAGUGGCUCAUUGGUAAACAGAGGAGAAGAGCUGUAUCAUGUGUGCAUUCGGUCGCCCAAUCUCCCUUUUCUGCCUCUCAAACUUCCUGAUAAAAUUGACAUAAAUAUGGCAAUGCACCUUGAUCAAGUGAAGAGAAAAAUUCCCUCUACACUGCUUUCAUGGGAUUCAUAUAGUGGAACACAAGAGGUAAUGAAGUGCGGGAUGUACUGCAGUCUGUUUGAUGUCAUGGCUAAGACCAAGCAGGGAAACAGCCUGUCUGGCCUUCUUCACAAAAUGGAGAAGGAAAAAAUGGUUCUUGUGAAGCCACUGGCAGAAAAAGGCUUUCUUCUCCUCCUUUCAUCAUCACACCUGCACAGUUCAAAAGAAAAGCGAGGCAGAAGCGACAGAGGAUUACAAGCACUUUUUGUUUUUCAAGAACCGAGAUUCACGGGCAGGUUAAUGUCCAGACACGCUGGCCUACAUGUGGACUCUCUCGUUCCAUUAGAGCCCAGAGACUCAAACACUGAGCACAUAGAGACUGUUGCUCCUGCUCUGCACCAUGCUUUCUAUAAACUGCGUGCCAAUCCACCCAAAGACCUGGCGAGUGCAGUGAAAACGCAGGCUCUGGACUAUCUGAGUUUGAGGGAACAUGGCUCCGGACGGCUUUUCUCUUUGCCUGAGUACAGGUUAAGCUUGGACGAACGACCCGGGCAAUACCCACCACAACGGCCCAAGAACAUGGACUCAUCGUUGAAUACAUAUUUCCAUGCACCUGACAACUUCAAACUGGCCAUUACAUGCCUCCAGCAGGAUGUGGAGGACACUGGUCCUGCCAUGGUUGACGAAUACAGCCCUGUGUCUGACUGGAGUGGCUCGGGCAGCACUAGGACUGGACUGGCGCAAUCUAAUGGUGGUGGAGCUCAGAAGCCCCAGGGGGAGUAUGACAAAGACAAGAUGGAGAAGCUGCUGAAACUGAUCCAACUGCACAAACGAUCACUGGGCAAGGAGGAUGGAGCUAUGCAGGAGCGCAGCGACGACUGGGAGCCAGCCGGGCACAAGAGGAGGCCUGAGGGUGACCUCUCAGCCGGAGCUAGCAAGUACAUAAAGACAGAUGCCGUGAGCAAUGGAGAGCUAGGAAGAGUUCCUCAGGGUGAAAGGUCCACAUCUUUGUCGGCGGUGAUGGACAACAUGGGGAUAUGUGACACGGACCUGCGUGAACAUGUUAGUCACACCACACCUAUCCAGGACACGCAGACUCUGCUUAAGUUAUUCAUCACUGCUCUGAAGAAUGUGUCUCAAAGCACAGCUACUGCUGCUCCCGCUACCGCUGGCCAUCAUUUGCUGCCCACGCAGCUCCAGGAGAGUGUGGCACUUGACCAACCUUGUGAGCCCGUCGAACCUCCCGCCCACUAUGAGCACAACCCGCAAGUCAGACCAGCAGAGGACGAGCAGAUCUCGCUGGAUUACCUGGAGGAUCAAAUGGCAUGCAGUGUUAGCAGUAUGGAUUUGUGCAGUCCACCACCCAGCUUCGAGCAACAGGUGCAGCUCCCUCCUGACCCUAGUCAUAACCUCUUACAGUGGAGAGCAGCCUCAGUGGUUCCGGUUCCUACAGAUGAACCAGGGACAUCAGGUACAUCAGUGAUGGACAGAUCAGUACAAGCAGCCGGGCAAACACUAGACUCCAUCCUGGACCAGGAGUUUCAGACGCUCUGCACGAGCAUUCAGGAUCUGAUGGAAAGGCAUCAAAUAUUUUACCUUUCCCAGCCUGCACUUCCGCAGCAUGAGUACACGACCAGCAGAUUAGGGUCCACCUUCUCUCCCUAUGUCUCGAAAUUUAUCUCACCUCUGCCAGUACAGGGUUGCAUCAGCAUGCUAUGCGAAAAGAUGAACCACAUGAUUAGCACAUGUGCUCCUCCUCAAUACCAUGUUACUCCCAGUGAUACAGUUCCACCUGCUCCUCUUCCUCCUCCUCCUCCUCCACCUCCUCUACCACCUGUUGUUUCUCUUUCUGCUGCACCUCCUACUGUUCCUCCUUCUGCUGCUGCUGUCACAUCCUCCAAACAGUCAGCUUCGAAGGAUAAAUCACCGGAGUCUUCACACAAAGCAGCCAGCAAGCCACAAACACCUGUGUCAACCCCGACACUGACCCCUACCCCUACCCCCGCUGCACUUCCUCCUGUCCCCAAGAAACAGCCGUCCCCUACCAGAAAAUCUCACCCAGAGAAAAAGUCAGAUCCAAUGGUUCCAAAUGUUGCAGACAGUCCCAAAUGCAAGCCCGCAGUCAGCACCGGUCUCCCACUGAUACCCGAGGUGCCACCCGAACCAGCCCAGACGGGUGCACCCGUAAAUGACGUGAUUGGUCAGAUCGAGCCGAAUGUGCUGUGCACAUUGGUGGAGAUCAUGCAGAUGAAUGCAGUUAGGUUUUACAUACAGCAAGGGGAUGAAGAGGAAAAUGACCUCUGUGCUAAGAUUAAGAGGUACUUGAAAAGCCUUGGCAACGUUGAGUGCAAUCCUCUGACAUAUCUGGAAAGCAGCUGUCAGCAGAAGUUUAUGGUUAUCAUUCAGAAUGAAGACAUAGCUUCUCAUGUUCACAAGAUUCCAGGAUUGGUGUCCUUAAAGAAGUUGCCUACGGUGUCUUUCGCUGGCGUGGACAGUUUAGAUGAUGUGAAAAAUCGCACUUACAAUGAGCUUUUUAUGUCUGGAGGCCUAAUCGUAUCUGACGAGCUCAUCCUCAACCCAGACUUCAUCACUUUAGAGAAGCUUCAGGCAUUCUUACAGUUAUUGGAAGAGCAGAGCAUGCCAUGGAAGUGGAAGGUGCACUGUAAGACUCAGAAAAAGCUGAAGGAGCUCAGCAGGUCGAACAGCGAAGCUCUGAAUCUGCUAAAUCUCCUGACAGCUUAUCAAAAGAAGCACUUGGUGGAGUUCUUACCUUACCAUGAAUGUGAUGCUCCGUCACGACAAGCACCAGAUCUGGACUGUCUGGUGAAGUUACAGGCUCAGCACACACAGCUCCGACACAUCAUCUUCCUCACAGAUAAGUCCAUUGAUGUCCCCAAGUUCUCGAGUAAUGGGAUCAUCACUGCUAGCUUGAAUGAUAUCAUGAAGGACUUUGAGAGCCUGAUAAUCAGGGCUCGAAGUGAAGACUCUGCCCUGCCUGUUGUCCCGGCUCCAGAGCCGGACGCAUGUAUGGACGAGGAAGACAUGUCCCUAGACUCAGAUGAGGAAGCAGCCGUGCCAGCACAGGACAGGGCUGCAGAGAAGCAGACCGCUCUACCUCUUCAACCCGUGAGUGAGGACAUUCUGCCCCCGAUCUCUGACCCGAACAGCACUGACACUCUGUCCUCAAAUCCCGUGGAUUACACCAUUCUCAAGGCGGCCAUCUCGCAGUAUAAAGCUUCCAAGCAGACUGGAACGUCCAUGGCUGAGGGGGAGGACAACUUGGCUAGUUUUGGCGUGAACCCCCACCAGAGCUACUUGUACCCCAACUCGGCACAAUGGAGCCCCUAUUCAGGGUCUCCCGGCUAUCACAUGAGCUCUGCCUAUUCCUCACCUGCUUGCUCAACCACUCAAGGACAGGAGUACUGCCAAGUGAACAGCAUGAGUGUAACCCUGGCCAACCCUGUUCCCCUGUCCCAACCUGCUGAUCAGGCUAAUCUCAGUUCUUCUUGUGUGAACCCACCUGCGAACACUGCUCCCCUGGGCCUGUCCCAAACCUCCUGCAGCAAAGGGGAAAUGGAUCCAGAUGGAAUGUCCUGCCCUCCAGCCUUGCCUCAGGCUCAAACUCAGUCUCUUGCAAAUGACAGUCAGCCAUUUUUGCCUGGCUCUCAAGAUACACAGACUAAAGCCAUGGAACCUCCUACCCUCUCUUUAUCAUCCUCAUCCUCUGUACCUUGCACUUUGCCCAGCUACCCAGAUGCUCCCAUAUUCCCUGGUCCCAUGCCUACGCCCCCUGUGCCACCCGUGUAUAACUGGCCACCCUCAACAGGGCCACAGAACAGCUAUGUACCAGGGGUAAGCCCGGCACCGUUCGGGAAUAAUGAAGGUGCAGCUUCAAGUGAAGGAUUAUGCUUAGGGACUGGUGAAGGAUUGACUGUUAACAAUAAGGAUGAUGGAAGCACAUCUUGCACGGCGCCUUCCUCCUUGCAGUUUGAGGUCGGAGGGGUUGAGAAGUGCAGCACAUCGGGUAGUGUAAUGCCCAGGAUUCAGGGCAAUAGGACAUCAGUAAACUCUUGCACAGAGAGCCACAGAGGUGGCAUGAUGCCUCCCCGUGGCAUGAGUGGUGGGGGCAUGCCUUGCAACCCCAGAGGGCUCUUACCCCGUCCUGGGGUAACCAUGCGACCUGCAUGCAGAGGUGGGCCACAUGGGCCGAUCUCACACAGUGGGAACCGCAUGUUCGGCCCCCGAGGGCCCAUUCCAGGGCUUAUGGACAUAAGGCGUGGAGGCUUCAGAGGAAGAGGAGCACCCCCCAUGCCCAUGAGGUCCAGACCAGGCAGAGGGUCAAUGUGGGGAGGAACACACUGUAACCGGGGCUAUGGACCUCCAAAAGAUUACUACUCAGACUACACUUACUAAAAUGUUGGGAGCAGUCAGUAACUAUAGACUACUGCCAUACAGAAUGUAUAUAUUCAACAUGAAGAGCACAUUUAAAACUAAGAAAAAAGAAAAUGAAUUGGUUUUGUACCAUUUGAUCAACAAAUCAGACGGUGACAAGGUUCAUGUCACUCAAUAAUGCUCUUCUUUAAUAAGUUGUUUGGAACCUUGUUCAAACCACUAUAUUUAUAUCGCCAAGAAAUGUAAUUGCCUUUCAAUGUUUUUUUUGUGUUCUAAUUUUCAAAAUGGUUUGUGAACAAGGGGCAAAACGCAGACAAUAUUUUUUUAAAAAGAAAAAAGUGAAUCACUCUUCAUUUUAGCUGCUUUUGUUUUUUUGUUGUUUUUUUUUUUUUACAUUCUUGGUUGUACAAAUGUUCUAUUAAACAAGGUUGUAUAAACAUAUUGUGUUGAGUAUAUUACACUCAGAUUCUUUUAUUUAUACUCAUGUUUAAUGCUUUUCAAAGAAUCAUUAAUUUUCAGUUUUUUGAACCUCACACUUUUGCUCUCUGGCCAACAGAGGGCAGCUUUUCCUCAGCUUGGACAGUGGCAGCAUUGGAGUCAAGUUUCGCCCUGCAAAAAUGCUUUUUGUUUUCAUUAUUUUCUUUUUAAUCAUGACCUUUUGUAGGUUUGGAAUACAAGAUCUGUUUCAUAAAUGUCUCUUAAGCA